AUGGAGGAGCAUCGCUUUGUCACCGGUGGAGCCCCUGCUGUGGUAGCAGCUGGGACAGCCCUUCAGGCAGCACCAGCAGGGAGGCUGGAGGAGGCCACAGAGGACACGCAGGAGCUGGACUGUGAGCGGGAUUGGUACUACAGGUACUAUAGGUACUUCAGGCAAGGGGCUGGGACCAGGCCCUUGGAGGAGCAGCUACUCCGCUGCUGCCAGGCACAGGCAGCACAGACGGUGCAGGCAGCACAGACGGUGCAGACAGCGCAGGCAGCACAGGCAGUGCAGGCAGCGCAGACGGUGCAGGCAGUGCAGGCGGUGCAGGCAGUGCAGGCAGUGCAGGCAGCACAGGCAGGGGCCCUGCUGCAGGCGCAGUGGGAGGAGGAAGAGCUGGCUGGCCAGGGAGCGCUGCGGCCGCUCUCCGUGCCCUUCCCCUUCUUCGGCGCGGGGCACACCGGCCUCUACGUGAACAACAACGGGAUCAUCUCAUUCCUGAAGGAGGUCUCCCAGUUCACACCAGUGGCCUUCCCCAUCUCCAAGGACCGGCGCGUGGUGGCCGCUUUCUGGGCAGAUGUGGAUAACCGGAGGGCGGGCGAUGUGUAUUACCGGGAGAGCACCGAGCAGCCCAUCUUGGAGAGGGCAAGCAGGGACAUCGCACAGUAUUUCCCUGAGUUCCCAGGGUUUGCCGCACAGUGGGUCUUCAUCGCCACUUGGUACCGAGUGACCUUCUUCGGGGGCAGUUCGUUUUCGCCUGUGAACACUUUCCAGAUCGUCCUCAUCACAGACGGCAAGCUCUCCUUCACCAUCUUCAACUAUGAGUCCAUCACCUGGACCACGGGUAUGCACGCCAGCAGUGGGGGGGACUUUGCUGGGCUCGGCGGCAUCGCGGCGCAGGCAGGUUUUAAUGCCGGUGAUGGAAAGCGCUACUUCAACAUCCCUGGAUCCCGCACUGAUGACAUCGCUGACGUGGAGAUGACGACAAAUGUGGGUAUCCCCGGGCGCUGGGUGUUCAGAAUCGAUGAUGCCCAGGUGCAAGUGGGGGGCUGCAGCAAUACAACCUCUGUCUGCCUGACGCUGCGGCCCUGCCUGAAUGGGGGGAAGUGUAUCGAGGACUGCAUCACGGGGAACCCCUCCUACACCUGCUCCUGCCUGGCCGGCUUUACUGGGAAGAGGUGCCAUGUUGAUGUGGACGAGUGUCAAGAGUCACCGUGUGAGAGCAGGGUGUGCCAGAACGGUGGGAGGUGCCAGGCAGCGAACGAGACAGCAACGUGCUUGUGCCAGCUGGGGUACACAGGGGCGGACUGCCAGACAGAGGUGGAUGAGUGUGAGUCCAGCCCGUGCCUGAACGGCGGGCAUUGCGUUGACCAGGUCGGUAACUACACCUGUGUGUGCCUGGAGCCCUUCGUGGGACAGCGCUGCGAGACAGACUCAUCUUCAUGUGAGGACCGGAGCUGCCGGAAUCGGCAGACGUGCAACUACAUCCGCCCUGGCCGCUACAUCUGCACCUGCUCCCCAGGUUAUUACGGCAACAACUGCCAGUAUGGUGGCCCCCGCCUGCCCGGCGCUUGCCUCUCCCACCCGUGCCAGAACGCGGGCAGCUGCCUGGAGACAGAGCAGGGCUACGUCUGCGAGUGCCAGGAGGGCUACACCGGGCAGGACUGUCGAGACAAGCUCUCGGAGGGCUGCGAGUGUCGCAAUGGGGGCAGUUGUCUGGAGGGGAACGUCACCAUCUGCCAGUGCCCACCUGGGUUUUUUGGUCUCCUCUGUGAAUUCGAAGUCACUACCACGCCGUGCAACAUGAACACGCAGUGCCCGGAUGGUGGGUACUGCAUGGAGUAUGGCGGGAGCUACCUCUGUGUCUGCCACACUGACUACGGCACCAACCAUAUGGUGCCUGUGUUUGGCUUUGCAGCGAUGCCAUCCCCCUGCGACUCAGAGCCCUGCCUGAAUGGGGGGUCCUGCGAGGUUCACGAUGACUCGUACACCUGCGAGUGUCCUCAAGGCUUCCUUGGCAAGCACUGCGAGAAAGGUACCCACACGGAGCUCCCCACCAGCCCCAGGACCUGGCGGGGGGUGAGAAAAGAGCUUAGAGGCGGCAGUCAUCCCGCUUGCUGCUCAGCUCCCGCCUGCCCUCUGCCCCCAGGUAAGCCGGACCCCUGUGCCCCAGGGCCCUGCCAGAACGGGGGCACCUGCUUCCACUACAUUGGCAAGUACAAGUGUGACUGUCCCCCGGGCUACGCCGGCCGGCACUGCGAGAUCGUGCCCUCCCCGUGCUUCCUCAGCCCCUGUGAGAAUGGCGCUACCUGCGAGGACCUCGAUGGGGGCUACGCUUGCACGUGCCCCAUGGGCUACGUGGGGAAGCACUGCCAGUCUGAGGUUGACUGCGGCAUCCCCAGCGAGGUGAAGCACGCCCAGGCCUUGUUCAACUCCACCAAGGUGGGCUCACUGGCUGAAUACCAGUGUGAACGGGGCUACAUCCUCAGCCAGCACAACCACCCCCGUGUCUGCCGCUUGCCAGGCAUCUGGAGUGACCCUCCCGAGUGUGAUGAGAUUGACGAGUGCCAGUCCCAGCCCUGCCUGAAUGGUGGCAGAUGCAAGGACCGCAUUGCUGAGUUCCUGUGCCUCUGUGAGCCGGGUUACACUGGCCACCACUGCGAGUCGGAUGUCAACGAGUGCCAGUCGGAGCCUGAGCCAGAAUUGCUGCCACCAACCUCAUUAAAGGUGGAAAGGGUGGAGGACACUGGUGUGUUGAUUUCUUGGCACCCACCUGAGGACGCAGCUGCCAGGCAACUCAUUGACGGCUACGCCGUGACGUACGUAUCCCUCGACGGCUCUUACCGCAGGACAGAUUUUGUGGACCGAAGUCGUUCUGCCCACCAAUUGCGGGCACUAGCCCCCGGCAGAGCCUACAAUAUUUCUGUCUUUUCAGUCAAACGCAACGUGAACAACAAGAAUGAUAUCAGCAGGCCUGUCAUGCUCACCACGCGCACUAGACCGCGCCCGGUGGAAGGCUUUGAGAUCAUGAAUGUGACGGCCAGCGCCAUCACGGUGCAAUGGGCUCUCCACCGGCUCAAACACUCCACUGUCAGUAGGGUGCGUGUCUCCAUCCGCCAGCCGGGGGACCUGGCAGACCGCACAGUGGAGCUGAACAGCAGCGUGGCCAAGUACACCUUCCUGGACCUGCAGCCAGGAGAGAUACAUUGUCCCCAUGUCACGACACUGAGCGGCCUGGGGACAGAAGACCACCCCUCGGAGAGUCUGGCCACGGCCCCCUUCCAUGUGUGGACAAGGCCUCUCCCCCCACAAAACCUCACUGCCUCCCGCAUCACCUCCACCUCUGUGUCCAUGGCAUGGGAGCAGCCACCUGCUGGCGCUGUGGAGGGGUACAUCAUCAACGUCACCACUGCUCAAAGUGUGAAGAGCCGCUACGUGCCCAACGGGAAGCUUGUGUCCUACACGGUGCGGGACCUGCUCCCUGGGCAGCGGUACCGUCUGUCUGUCACGGCUGUGCAGAACACGGAACAAGGCCAAGUGCACAGCGAGCCCAUCCACCUCUACGUCACCACCUUGCAGAGGGAUGGGGCUCCGGAGAGGCGGUGGAGCCAGGCUGGACACCCCCGGGUCCUGCGCAACAGGUUGCCCCCAGCUUUCCUGCCCGAACUCCGCUUGCUGGCAGAUCACGACACAGCUGAGGGGCCCUCGCCAGCCCCCAGGUUCAGCGAGCUGAUGGAUGGCAGAGGGAGGAUCAGUGCCAGGUUCAGCACAGCGCUGAGCAAAUCCAUCACUGUGAAGAAGCAGCCAGAGGCUCCAGUGAAGCUGGAGAACGUGGAGGUGUCCAGCCAGGGCAGUCAGGCCCUGCAGCUGCGUGAGGCAAAGAGCAAGAGCGAGGGGUGGAACUGCUCCAUGAACCCCUGCAGGAACGGAGGCACCUGCGCCAGAGACGCCGAGUCCUACUACUGCAACUGCCGCCCAGGCUUCAAGGGCCAGCUCUGCGAGCUGGCAGUCUGCAAGAAGGUGCCCCACUCGUGCACACGGCUGUACUCAGAAACCAAGUCAUUCCCUGUGUGGGAAGGAGGCACCUGCCACUACCUGUACAGGAAAGUCUACAAGGUACACCAGGACGUCUGCUACAGGGAGAGCUGCGAGAGCACUGCUUCUGAGAAGCCAACCAGCAGAAAACCAAGCAACAGUCACACACUGAAGAAGCCAUAG
Molecule: messenger RNA, 4206 nt
Organism: Egretta garzetta (little egret)
Lineage: Eukaryota; Metazoa; Chordata; Aves; Pelecaniformes; Ardeidae
Gene: SNED1
Product: sushi, nidogen and EGF like domains 1
Exons: 32
Coding region: 1-4206 (1401 amino acids)
Biological process (GO): cell-matrix adhesion; establishment or maintenance of epithelial cell apical/basal polarity; heterophilic cell-cell adhesion
Cellular component (GO): protein-containing complex; plasma membrane
Molecular function (GO): calcium ion binding; protein binding
Source: RefSeq, a predicted model, not a curated record